GGGUGGGAUGAGCCAGCUGGGUCUCUGGUGGGGACCAUUUCUAUAUAAUCGACGGUGAAGGUGCCCGUCUCUCCAUAUCCUAUCAGUGACCACGUUUCUUUAACCGUCAUCUUCCACGUCUAUCCUUAGUUUUCCAAGAGACAAGUGAUACAAGAUGAUGCUGGUGCCGCUGGCCCUAGUGCUGUUCGCGGCGUUCGUCAACGCCGAACCGGCGAUCAAUGAGGCUCGACCGCACGGCAACAAACCUGGAAGAUUCCUGUCUCUUCCGAUAGCCCAGAAGUGCGCGAACCGACCGAAGCAGUUCAACUUCCGAGGUCACAAUUAUUUCUAUAGCGGACACGUGUCGGCUCACGCCAAUCAGAAGGUGGACUGGCUGGACGCCAGGAACAUUUGCAGAGAGUAUUGCAUGGACCUCAUCUCGAUAGAAACUCAAGAAGAGAACAACAUGAUCUUCAGGCUCAUCCAGCAGAACGACGUGCCGUACAUCUGGACGUCCGGACGUCUCUGCGACUUCAAGGGCUGCGAGAACCGACGUGACCUCGAGCCCAAGUCCCUCUACGGCUGGUUCUGGUCGGCGAAUCGCGAGAAGAUGGCGCCUACAAAUCAGUCGCCGAACGGCUGGGGCUUCAACCCGUGGUCGCAGACCGGCCACAAGAAGGUCAGACAGCCGGACAAUGCCGAGUACGACAUCAACGGCACCAACGAGUCCUGCAUGUCCGUCCUGAACAAUGUCUACAACGACGGCAUCGCCUGGCACGACGUCGCGUGCUACCACGAGAAGCCGUUUGUCUGCGAGGACUCCGAGGAGCUGCUGAACUAUGUCGCCAACACCAACCGCGGUAUCCGCCUUUAAUGCGAUCGCGGUCAGCCUUGACUCGCGCUGAUCACGAUCGUCCAUCAGCGUCACAUCAGCACCCACUCCUUCCCUCCUUUCCUCCCCCGACUCUCUGUCUUUCUCUCCUCUCUCUCUCUCUCCAUCUUUCCCUCUCUAGACUUACCAACGCGGAGCCGACGAGACACGUGCCAAUGGGGGCAUGCGAUUUCCACGUGGUGAUCGUGUCAUCCUUGGUCCUCGGGUGAUCGGUCCUUCCCCAAGAUCGCAUUGGACGUUACAUAGGAUUCGCGAGCGCCAUUGCAAUAGAAUUGUAAUUUCUAGCACAAAAAUUGUGAAAUAAUGUAUCUUACGAUGAAGUAAAUUUUAGGUAAUUGCCAUUGAAUCUGUUGAUUGUCGUUAUUGUUUAUUCACAUUAUUGUUUUUUCAUACUUUUAAAUGAAUUUCCUAAAUUUUAUAAAUUCUCCGUUUAGGCGGCUUCUUCUACCCAAGAAUGAAGUUUUCAUGCGAUAAAAGAGAGGAAAUGAGAGAAAGAAAAAAUAAUUUUAAUUUGUUUAAUAUGAUUAUCAAAGAAUUCUAUGGGAAUUCUAGCGAUUCUACGGGAAGACAGGUGCGUUAUUGGUGGUUCGAUUACUCGAUGUUUGAUAAUGAACAACUUCAGAAACGUUUUCCAAACAAAAUACGAAAAUAUAUAGCUUAAAGUGAAUCGUGCGAACGAUUAUGUCGUACAAUGAUUAUGCUCAUUGCGUUCAUUGCGUUAUUCGACGAUUUCAACCUAAAGUAUCAUAUAAAAGUAAUCAUAUUUAUUUGUAUUAGCAAAGUUUAUGGUACAAGAGAAUUUUGAACUGACUGAACAAGAGUAAUCAAACGUGCCUCGUCGCUGCGCUCCACCUGCAAUCGAAGAAACUCCGCAAUAAUUUUUGUAUCUCGUUUAAUUUGUAAUCGCAAUAUCCGCUGAAGAGUAAUUAAUUGUGUACAUGUAUUUAUUGAUAGGCAUUUGGCUGGAGGUCUCUGUACAUUUAUGAAUAAAACGUUAAUCUUACAUAAA
Odontomachus brunneus is the source of this 1880-nucleotide messenger RNA. RefSeq lists its product as uncharacterized. The transcript has 4 exons. The record is from RefSeq and is a predicted model, not a curated record. The coding region runs from base 155 to 853 and encodes 232 amino acids. Lineage: Eukaryota; Metazoa; Arthropoda; Insecta; Hymenoptera; Formicidae.